GCUCAUCAUUGCACAGGGAAAAGUCAGCAGCUUUUGUUAGUUUCACAAGAUCACUCGGUGUUCCGGACCUAAGUCCACAAAACUGUUCUUUUCAUUUGCUUAUCGCUCCUUGCCUGCCCUUUUGCUGUUCCUUGGCUCUCGUAACAGCACAGGUCUGUGUGUUUUGUGUACUUCAACUUGUUGAAUACCAGCACCCUGCCCUCUGUGAGGAGUGUUCAAGGUUCAGGAAGAUAACGAGAGGUGAGUGGCUGACGCACAGCUCGUGUUAUGUUACCAAAGGCUCAUAUCGGAUUACGGUAGACAGCAGGUUGGGAGGAACUGCAGCUGUAUUCAGAUCGCUGUGGUUCAAGUAAACCAGGAACUGGGACCAACAAAGGAGUUUAAAAAGAAGCUAAAGAGGCUAACAGAGUGCUUCCUGUUGUUGUUAGAGGAGCGUUACCAUGGGUAAGAAGAGUCAACACUGUCUGCUUUUGCUGUGUUUGUCAGGACUUGUUCACCAUUCAGCUGCCUUCGUGUUUUGGACAGCCACGGUUGAAAUAAACUAUGUUAACGGCAGCAAUGCGCCAGAGACAAAAAUUUGUGAGUGUGGGGUGUAUGGUCGCAACUCUCCCCUGGGGGAUGCAGAGGGCAUUGUUACACUUCCCAAGGGAGACCCCAAGGGCUGUGGCCCAGGUCCCAUCUACAACCGCAAUUCCAGCUCACCGCCUUGGAUAGCCUUGGUUAAAAGGGGCAACUGUACCUUCAGUGAGAAGAUCCGUGCAGCCAAACGCCAAGGGGCAGCUGCCGUGGUGGUGUAUAAUGUGGAUAGCAGUGGCAACAGCACCACUCAGAUGUCACAUCCAGAUGUGAUAGAUAUUGUGGCUAUCAUGAUUGGCAACACUCCGGGUAUGGAGAUUGUCAAACUGGUUAAGAAUGGGACAGAUGUUGAGAUGUCCAUCAUUGUUGGCAGUCCUCACGGGCCGUGGAUGGACACCUACUGGCUUUACUUCCUGUCUAUCGCCUUCUUCAUUGUCACAGCAGCCUCGAUCGCCUACUUUGUGUUUAUCUCUGCAAAUCGUCUCUACACUCUGAACAUGCACAGGCGCAUGGAGAGGAGGCUGAAAUCUGAGGCUAAGAAGGCGAUCGGGCGCCUACAAGUCCGCACGCUCAAGAGAGGCGAUGAGGAAACGACCUCUGAGUCCCACAUGUGUGCGGUGUGUAUUGAAUCCUACAAGGCAGGUGAAGUGGUGACAGUGCUAACGUGUGACCACAUCUUCCACAAAGCCUGCAUUGAGCCCUGGCUGCUGGAGAGGAGGACCUGCCCCAUGUGUAAGUGCGACAUCCUGAAGGCCCUGGGCGUUGAGGACGAGGGAAAAGAGAACAUUUCCGUUGAAUCGCCACCAGAUGCCACUGUGAUCACAGUGACAGGAGGAGAACCCAUUUACGAAGUCCCGUUGACUGACCCAGCGAGCCCUGACCCAGAGAGACAACAGCAUCACUAUGACAACAGGGCCUUCGAGAGAGACGCAGAGGCGGCAAGACAGUGAGCAACAGCAACCAAAACAAAACAGCAACAGACCAGGAUGCAGUCAAAGCACCUGUUUGCAAUCUGAUAUUUUUCUGAAAUGCGAUACAUUUUGAACCAGCACAAUGGAAUCAAGCUGUUAUUUUCCAGCAGGAGAAAUGAUUUCGAUCGUGUAAUGCACCAAUGCUGAAAUAGGUUUUCACAACAAAAUCAGAUGAUUUAAAAUCUUAAUGCACCUUGCGUAGUUUAGAUGACACUGGAUCUUCACUGUGGUUGUUUUGGUACAAAUGUAUAAUUAUUGGGUUUUCAUGAAGUUACCUAUUAGAUAUCUAGAAUGUAUUCUGAAAGCUGAGUAGCCUCUCACUGCUGCCAGUGUCAAAUUACUGUUUAGCAUUGUGAACGCGCCGGCUCGACACUGUCCAGAGAGGAAGUGCAGCACAGCGUUCAUUUGACUAUCUGUGUGAAACUGUGGCCAAAUUUCCUUCUACGGCAAGCUUGUUAGCUUCUAUUGCUCUCAGUCCCACACAGUUGACCGCCGCCUUUUAAAUUCACAGCACAAUUUGUUUCUCAUAAUUCAGUUUAUUUAAAGAUUUUUUUUCUGCUCUUUGUGAAGGGGAGUGUGUUCUUGCAUUGUAAUUCUCAGGUCGUCAGGCUGGAUUCACGAACCCACCCUUAUGAACACACCUGUGACUGAAAUGCAGCAUGACACACAUUGCACUACAAUGAGUGAAUAAUAUCACCUGAGGGGCCUAUGACUCUGGGACUCUGCAGAAACAAGUUUACCACAAAUGAAGUUGAAAUUUUCAAGGUUUUUCUGUGUGUGUGUGUGUGUGUUGGGGGGGUUGUUCCUACUUUUGAGUAAUAUGACAAUACAAACAAUAAGUGUUGUAUUAUGUAACAUAUAUAACAGAUGCAUUCAGAUAUGUUGGAUCGAGGAAGAUCCUCUGCUUUUGAAAAUUAUACCCAUUGAGGUGGAUUUAACAAUCAUAAAGUUCUCUCUGUUGAUGUAAAGGUGAUAGAUACUAAAUGUGUGUGCUACUUAUCUUUGGAUUUUGGUGUACAAACACAAAUUGUUAUUCUUGUACAAGUCUUCCGGGUUAUUCCUUUUGAAUUAUUUUGAAUGGAGUCUAUUCAGCCCUUGUGGUCUACCUCUGAAGUUUCUUGCAGUUCAAAGAUUGUGUGUCCCUCAGUAAAUGAUAAAGCUAAAGAGUCGUUUUGUUUCUUUGUUUGCUGUUGGGGGAUAUGCUGAUUAUGGUACUUCAUAUAUUUUUCUACGUUGAAUCAUUUUCACUGCUGUUUUACAGAUUCCAGGAGUCUUAAAUUGUUCUGUAAAAUAAAUAUUACCUGCUGUAUUAAAUCACAUUGAUGCUUAUUAGAAUGUAAUAAAUCCCUCAAAAUGAGGACAAUUUCAUGAGCA
This is a messenger RNA of Scatophagus argus, 2921 nucleotides long. It is a transcript of the gene rnf128a, whose product is annotated as ring finger protein 128a. The transcript has a single exon. The record is from RefSeq and is a predicted model, not a curated record. Bases 441 to 1526 code for a protein of 361 amino acids. Gene Ontology annotation, cellular component: cytoplasm; nucleoplasm. NCBI's taxonomy places the organism in Eukaryota, Metazoa, Chordata, Actinopteri, Scatophagidae.